Molecule: messenger RNA, 449 nt
Organism: Dalotia coriaria
Lineage: Eukaryota; Metazoa; Arthropoda; Insecta; Coleoptera; Staphylinidae
Gene: RpL39
Product: ribosomal protein L39
Exons: 4
Coding region: 16-333 (105 amino acids)
Biological process (GO): translation
Cellular component (GO): cytosolic large ribosomal subunit; ribosome
Molecular function (GO): structural constituent of ribosome
Source: RefSeq, a predicted model, not a curated record
ACCUAGCCUAGCGCGAUGACGAUUCCGCAGACGAGCUACUUGAGUCUACCGUCGGUGCAGAAUAUACCCGCAGGUUUUGAAACUAACAUAGAGGGCGCUGCUGCAGAUGAAAACUUGCAAACGCGCUCGACGUGCGACAGCUCUUUCUCGGUCGUGCUCCGCCAAGGAAACGACACAAUGUCGGCACACAAGACAUUUAUCAUUAAGCGCAAGCUCGCUAAGAAGCUGAAACAAAACAGGCCGAUUCCCCAAUGGGUACGCAUGAGGACUGGAAAUACAAUUAGAUACAACGCUAAGAGGCGUCACUGGCGUAGAACUAAGUUGAAGUUGUAAACAUUCCAAGCUCCCUUGGAAAACUGCUGGUUGGAUAAAUUUCAAUCUAACUUAUGUUAUUAUGCUACCUGUAAUAUCUUUGUGGAUGAAGUAAACAAUACAGUUUAUUUAACACA